Messenger RNA from Penicillium bovifimosum, 4875 nucleotides. Its product is annotated as ubiquitin-protein ligase RKR1. Gene Ontology annotation, cellular component: RQC complex; cytosol. The record is from RefSeq and is a predicted model, not a curated record. The coding region runs from base 1 to 4875 and encodes 1624 amino acids. Gene Ontology annotation, biological process: ribosome-associated ubiquitin-dependent protein catabolic process; rescue of stalled cytosolic ribosome. The transcript has 8 exons. Gene Ontology annotation, molecular function: ribosomal large subunit binding; ubiquitin protein ligase activity. NCBI's taxonomy places the organism in Eukaryota, Fungi, Ascomycota, Eurotiomycetes, Eurotiales, Aspergillaceae.
AUGAGCAAAAAGUUCAAGUCCCAGGCCUCCAGCAGUCGCGCUGCUGCGACUGCCUUUGGUACAUUUGGAGGCUUCUCUGGACUUUCCAGCCACGGAAAGGAGCCGUCCAGUCUCACAUACAUUGCACCUCCGCCAGAUCUUUCUCGCAUUGCGGACCAACAAUUAGUUAUCGCGUUCAAGAAUUUACUGAAGAAAGAUGAGAUUACACGCAUGAAGGCAGUGGAGGAUCUACAAGACCAUGUCUUAAGUGUAGCGGAGAGGAAUGCGACUCUGGAUGAUGGGUUCUUAGACGCAUGGGUCAAGAUUUACCCCAGACUUUCAAUCGAUCUAUCUCGCAGAGUUCGCCAACUUGCUCAUCCGAUCCAGGGUACAAUUGCCGGCCUUGUCGGAAAGCGGAUCGUGCCCAACUUACCCAAAAUCAUCGGAGCAUGGAUCGCCGGAAUUUAUGACAAUGAUCGACCAACACAUCGUUCUGCCCUUGAUUCAUUUACGAGCGUGUUUCCCACGGAAGAGAAGAGAAACAAUGUAUGGAAGAUCUAUCAGGCAUCCAUUUUGAACUUCGUCGAUGAUGUCAUUCUUCAUCAAACUGCCUUGACGCUGAGCGACGAGAGGACAGUGAAGAGGGAUGAUGCCGAAGGGAAGUAUGCUCGUGUGGUGGGGGCCGCAGUUUUGCUCUUUAACCGUGUACUAGCCAAUUCCGUCGACGAAGAAUUGGAGAAAAACCUUCCCGAGAUAGAGAAUCUAUUAGGCAGCAAGGAAUUAUGGGCACUCUGCUAUCACGAUGACCCAUACGUUCGCCGGUCCAUGUACAUCCUGCUUCGAUCUGCGAUUUCCCGAGAGCCUGGAUGGGUUGACUGGAAAACUGUCAGUUCAGCUGUCAUUGGAAAAUCCUUGUCUCUCCAGCAGAUUGGAUCCGCCUCCGAACUGUCGGAGUCGCUCCUUCUCAUGACCUCGUUGAGGCCCCAAGUAUGGACGGAUGAUUACACGGGCAAAACAUCUGCAUCAAGGAGGUUGCGCCAAUACAUGCAGAAAGGAUCCCAAGGUGGAUCUGGUAGCUACUGGUCAAAUCUUGACCAAUUGCUUCGAAACAUUCCCCAUGAAGUCCUUGCAGGUGCCGACAAGGAUACUGCUGAUCAAGGAAUAACUUUAACGAGCGCAAUCGCUUUAACUGAUUCUUUACGAGAAGGCCUCAACUCGAGAGAAGAGCCCCGUCAAAAUCUCACUGCGGGAUGGAACUCCUAUAUCCAGAUAGGAAGGUGGCUCGCGACUUUGGUUCCCCAAGAGCAAAAGUCCGAAUUCAUUGACAAGUGUCUUUCUCCCUUGGUGGUGCACUAUGUGCGGAUCGAUCCAGAAUCAACGCAAUGGUCACUUCCUUUCCAGUCAGCCGAAGGGACUUGCGCGAACUAUCUCUCCACUCUAGCUUCCACUGGACAAGUUCAGGAGGUGCAGUCUCUCUGUACAUCUCUCUCUAAUGGACUGCUAGAAGCUGUGAAGCUGUCAUCCCCAGAGCAAUCGAAGGACUUCCGUGAAUCUCAAGACUCAAUAUGCGCCCAAUCGAAGCGGUUUUUGAAUCUGAAGUCUGCUAUACUUAAGCGGGUUGCAGAUACCGAUGUGGAGCCUCCAUUAUCAAGGACAUUCGAAAUUACGACGACGUUGCUUCUCGAGGGUUGCAUUGAAGUUCUGCGCAACCGUAAUGGCAAGCCUUACGGAGCCGCCGCUGCGGUAGAGGAGUGUGUCCGGAGCAUGCCAUCUGUCGCAAAAAAUUCGGAAAGCCUUCAACGAUUCGUCCAGGAUGAUAUACCGGAGCUUCUGCUCUCUCCGUCUGCUGGUCAAUUAAUUUCGACCAUGCUAGAAUGUCGGAAGUGGGAUGAAUUUGCUUCCAGCUUCGAGAACGUCGUUGAGCGGGCGCUGGCGCUUGAGCCAGAGCAGUCAAAUGUACACGUACUGCAAAGCUUGCUGUCCUCCCUCAAUUUCGACGAUGCUAAGCACAAAGACAAGCUCAACUACCUUGUUGUGCAGGCUCUUACUAAAGCUUGCAACGGAAGCCACGCUCAUUGGCCUAUCAUUACCACAGUUCUCCUGAACAAAACGUCGCGCGGUGAACUGUCGGAGCGGAUAUUUUUGUCUUUGAUUGAUGCAUUAUCCGUGGACGACAAAGUGAUGGAUACCUUGCACGGAAUCUCUCAUAUUGGAAGGAGUGCACCAUCUUCAGUUCGGGAAUUCCAGGGUGGAGCUCAUGGGUCAAAAUUAGCAGGAAAGCUGCUCUUCCUCACAGAGUCACCAUCUGAAGAGGUCGCAAGCUCGGCGGAAGCGUUGCUGAAAUCAUUGAAAGAGUCCGGUCUUGGCGAGGUGGGUGGCAGAUCAGGUAUCGAAAUUCUCCAACAUGCAUUCAAUCAUGUGGAUGCGGAAUCGUUGUCGAUUGAAUCACUCCUUGCUAUCGCUGAUGAGUUGCUGCCUACUCUUACGGCCGAGGCUGCAACUGGUACGGUCAAAGAUGUUCUACCCUCCCGCCUUGCGUGGGAGGAAUCUUUGUCGCCGUUCCUUCAACUUCCCCCUCGGCCUUCCGUCGCUAUCACAAGUCCUUUAGGGGGCGUGGUCCACUUGGUACAGCGUGAGCUGUCUGACUCCUUCAAGGCGCUAUGGCCGACUAUCCCUCGUGAUUCCGACCACCGCUCGUCUGCAUUUCGCCUGGCAGCCUUUACCAUUAGCGUCCUGACCACUUCGGAUAUCGUGAAAAAUCUUGACCAGGAGUCCCUAGAGACUUUGUUCUAUUUCUUGCCCUUGGCAAUCCAACUCAUAGAUGACGAUCUGAGCAUUGAAAACUGCAACGGAAUUUCAGGCCUUGAGCUCGCUGAUCAGCGCGAAGAGUACUUAGAAAUUGUCUUCAGUGGCCGAAAGAUGGUCGGUGAAUGGCUUCGCAACAAUGAACCACUCAGCUUUGCACCUGAAAAAUCCAUUUCAUCAUUGUUUGUCGAGAGCUGGGAAACCAGACUGGACGGAUUACAGGGCACCUCUCCCCUAGACUAUCGCGUUGGCGAAGUCUUUGUGAAGAUCAUGACCAUCACAGAUUCAUUGCAAAGAACUAAAUCAUCGGAUGACGUUGGAAAGAUCUGCAGGGAAGCCCGAACAGCGAACCCCAUCCGUUCUGCAUCCUGGUUUGCAGUGCUGCGAAGCCCUAUCCUUUCAAACCCUAUUGGGAACAGAAUUUGUAAUGAGUUGGUUGCCGAUUCGACUGGUCUCAAGGCCCAGGAUGCCUCCAAGGGCGGAUUCCGAAAGCUGGCCCUGUUGAAUAUCAUAUUGUCAGGUGAAGAUGAGGUUGUCAGUGACAUUCCGACCCAGCGUCUGGUCUUCCUCACUAAAAACUUGAUUGAAUGUCUCCAAUCUGGCUCGAUGCCUUCUGGUUUGACUUCAGAAGUGAUCAAAACCUUGUCUUUUGUUCUGCCAGCUCUCAGUGAGAUAUACGGAUCUCACUGGGAGGAAACGAUGAACAUUCUGGGCUCGGUAUUGCGAGACACCAAUGGAGGGGAAGAGGGUCUACCAUUGCUGGUGUCAUCUUUCAGACUCUUCGCACGGUUGAAGUCUAUUGCGGAAAGUGACAGCAACGACGAUGUGCAAGAUGCCUGGUCAGAUCUAAAAACCGGGCUAUUCAACUCCUUGGUCUCCACUAUUGACACGUUUGAUUCCUCGACGACCUUCCAUCAACCCCGUGAUGUUGCGGUUGAGUUAUUACGACGCUUGAUCACCACCAUUCCCGUUGACAAGUUAGAGGAUGUUAGCGAAACUUUCCAUCUUCUGACUGCACACAGUCGAGCAGUUCAGCGAACUGCCUACACGAUUCUCCAUCACUACAUCCCCCAUGCCCAGGAAAAGGUAUCUUUUGAACUGGCUCUAUCAAAGACUACAGUCAGCCUUCCCGAUGAGCUCAUAUCUCUAUUACUCGAACCACCAACAAUGCAGAUGGUCUCUGCUGCUUAUGGAGAUGACAAGAUGUGGACUACUGUGCGUUCGUACCUUCUCAGCUGGAAGGUAGUAUUUGAUCAUUUCUCGAAUGCUUCGCUCCCUGUCCAGGAAUACUACUCAACGAACAUCAGGGAAAACAACAUUCUUAUCCCACUGCUGGAGUUCACGUUUGACUUCCUCCAAAGAUCGCAUGGAAAGAUGAUCGAUGCAUCCAAACUCGAUAUUCAAUCAUUCGAGCCGGAUCAAUGCGAAAGUGCCGAAAAGGAGACUCAGUGGCUUCUCGUGCAUCUGUACUAUCUGUGCCUGAGGUACUCUGGAAAUAUGACCAAAAACUGGUGGAUUGACACCAAGAAACGCAUCAAGGGGCCCGUGGAAGCCUGGACAGAGAAAUACAUCUCCCCGCUUGUAAUUGAGGACGCUCUCAAGAGUGUGACCGACUGGAUUGCCACCCAGGAUGCCAACGAAGAACGGGCACUGGACGUGAAGAUCUCUCCUAAAACGGGCGAGAUCAUUGCCAGCAUUCUUGUCGAUGAGGAAUCACCCCCAGUCGCCAUUUCCAUCACGCUUCCUCCCGCGUAUCCACUUCAGUCCGCUUUGGUUGUUGGUCGUAGUCGCGUGCUUGUGGAUGAGAAGAAGUGGAAGAGCUGGCUGCUGAUCAUCCAGGGAGUGAUUAUGUUUGCUAAUGGCAACCUGGUGGACGGAUUGCUGGCUUUCCGAAAGAACGUUCAAGGUGCUCUGAAGGGCCAUAGCGAGUGUGCCAUCUGUUACUCUGUUAUCUCAACAGACAUGCAGACACCAAACAAGCGCUGUGCCACGUGCAAGAACUGCUUCCACUCGGUUUGCCUGUUCCGCUGGUUCAAGAGCAGCAACCAGAGCACUUGUCCUCUUUGCCGCAACAACUUUGUGUAUGUUUAA